AUGAAAGUGCUAUCAUGGAAUGUUAGAGGCUUGGGUAAGCUUGAGAAAAGAAGAAGUCUUAGAAAUGUUAUAAAGGAAAAAGGGUGGAUUUUGAUGCAAGAAACGAAGAAGUCAAGUUUUGAUGAGCUUUUUGUUAGAUGUAUUUGGCCAGAUGAUGAUCUCGGCUAUAUAGGGGUUGAUGCAGAAGGAAGUGCAGGGGGCUUGUUGUGCUUGUGGAAGCCUGAUGUUUUUCAGCUUAAGGAUUGUUGCGGUUCUAGGAACUUUAUUUCGCUAUCAGGUUUGGUUUUCCAUAGGCAUGAUUGUGUCAUAGGCAAUGUCUAUGCCCCUAAUGAUAGUAGAGAUCGAAGUCAUCUUUGGGUGGUCCUAGCCAAUUUAAAAGCAUCCUUUCCAAAACCGUGGUGUUUAGGGGGGGAUUUCAAUGAAAUCAGAAGUAUAGGGGAACAGAAAGGAUGUGUGAGAAGUGAUAGAGGGAUGCAGGAGUUCAAUGAGUUUUCGAAUAAUCUUCAAUUGGUUGAUGUUCCUAUGUGUGGUAGGAAAUAUACCUGGAGUAAUUUGCAAUUAGGAGUGUGUUGGAGGCGAAUUGAUAGAUUCCUUUUAAAUCCAAAGUGGUUUGAAUGGUUUAGCUUUAAGUUAUGGGGCCUUCCUAGAACGUUGUUUGAUUACUGCCCACUCUUAUUGAAGAAAGAUGAGAAGGAUUCGGGUCCAAAGCCUUUCAAAUUCUUAAAUGCAUAG
Camellia sinensis is the source of this 732-nucleotide messenger RNA. NCBI's taxonomy places the organism in Eukaryota, Viridiplantae, Streptophyta, Magnoliopsida, Ericales, Theaceae. The record is from RefSeq and is a predicted model, not a curated record.